AUGGAGAUUCAGUGCCCUUCCUUCCAAGUCCUGUUAGCCUUCUUGCUCUUUAUGAUCAUGGUACUGAAAAUAGGGAAGAUCAGAGGCAAAACCAAGUACUCAGCCUCAAAUCUACCGCCAGGGACAUGGAAGCUACCCGUUAUAGGAAACCUGCACCAGCUCGCCGGCUCUCUACCACAUCAAAGACUAAGAGACUUGGCCAAGAAAUACGGACCGCUUAUGCACCUAAAGCUUGGAGAAGUUUCCACCGUAGUAGUUUCUUCAGCAGAGCUUGCCAAAAAGCAUUGUCUUUCCACCAUAUGGUGA
Molecule: messenger RNA, 306 nt
Organism: Prunus armeniaca (apricot)
Lineage: Eukaryota; Viridiplantae; Streptophyta; Magnoliopsida; Rosales; Rosaceae
Source: the annotation of a GenBank genome assembly